AUGCUGAUGGUGUCCGAGCCAUCUCGCUGCGAACACGUCCUGGAGCUCCUGGAAUGGUUCGACAUGCCCGAGUGCUACGUCUUGAUCCUGGAGCGACCCGCCCGCUGCAUGGACCUCUUCGAAUACCGCAGGAACGGCUCACUUCCCGAACGUCUGGCUCAGGUCAUCAUGUGGCAGGUGGUUCUCGCCGCCCGUCAUUGCCGUGAUCGCGGCGUUCUCCAUCGGGAUAUCAAGGAGCAGAACCUUCUGGUCAGUUUCGACACGUUAGAGGUCAAGCUCAUAGACUUUGGCUGUGGGGACUUGCUGAAGUCGACCCCCUACAGACGUUUUGCAGGCACCAUACUAUACGCCCCACCUGAAUGGAUCGAGGAAGGCACCUGUAUGGGUUUAGAAUUUUUUUACCCAGAUGGCACCCACCUAAGCAAGACUGGAGUGAAGGCACUAAAGGACAACCUCCAUUUUGCUCUUCGCCACCCAUCUGCUUCUUGGACUGACUCGACACAAUACGUGCAUCCUCAACCUCCCUCACCUGCCUUCAACCAAGAAGGACCAUCAAACAUACAAUCCCCAUCACUGGAGAACACAGCUCAGGCUGAGUUUCUGACUCUUGAUGAAAGCUAUUACGACCUUCAUCAUCAGGCAGUGACACAGCAGUCAACAGCAGAGACAUCACAGUCAUCCUCCAACUUCUCUCUCUCAACAACAUCACCUCCACAUAUGGAUUUCACAGAGAAAAUGGAGAAACUGAUCCAACAAUGCAGGUUAUGUCAAGGUGACAAAGACUUGUCAGAGCGGAAAGAAGUGGCUGAUGCUGGCACCAGCCGACACUGA
Molecule: messenger RNA, 831 nt
Organism: Trichomycterus rosablanca
Lineage: Eukaryota; Metazoa; Chordata; Actinopteri; Siluriformes; Trichomycteridae
Product: aurora kinase C-like
Exons: 5
Coding region: 1-831 (276 amino acids)
Biological process (GO): protein autophosphorylation; negative regulation of apoptotic process; regulation of mitotic cell cycle
Cellular component (GO): cytoplasm
Molecular function (GO): protein serine/threonine kinase activity; ATP binding
Source: RefSeq, a predicted model, not a curated record